UAACCGAUCCGCGAAGAAGUCGUAUAUUUUUGUUACUGACCAUUAUCAUCGAUUUAGCAAUGAUCCAUUGCUUAUAGGCAGAUUGAUAUUCACUUCCCACAUGACACAUUUGUCCAAUUCGUGCAGUCCCAGCAGUCGGUAAUUGAACGAACUUUUAGUUGGUCAGUCGGUGGCUAUCAGUGAAGGUGUCUUAUUAACGAAACGCACGCUUCGAACCAGGUGUACCUGUAUUCAUAUAUCGGUUUACUUAUACUGCGAGUACCUUAAAACAAUGAAUCGAUUAUUAAUAAAAAUCUUGUGUUUUGGCUUGAUUGGCCUUGAGAUUGUGAAUGCUGGUCCCGCCAACAACGAGGAUACGUACCUGCAAGCCUUUCAAAACUCCCACCAACCAUCUGAUCUGUAUGGACCUCCUCCAGGAUAUAACUAUGAACCGCAGAUUCAGCAACCCCAACAGGAGUACGGUCCACCACAGCCGGUGUACGGACCUCCUCAGCCAGAGUAUGGUCCUCCACCUCACGCAGAAUACGGUCCGCCACCGCAAACAGAAUACGUCAACCAUCCUCCGUCAGUGAUCUACCAUGAGUAUCCUAAACCCCAGUCCAUACCCUACAACCAUCACCAAGUCUCACUACCCGAAUGGUUGUUGGGAAAACUAAAGCUCAAGUUGAAUAUUUUCACCCUCGGAAAGAUCCUGUUGAAGCUAAUUAUCUUCAAGAAGAUCGUCAAAUUCAUCGGAGUCAUUUGUUUGCUGUUGUUCCUCCCGAAAUUAGGAGCUCUCUUCAAGAUGGACGAACCUGCUGAUAGUGGUGAUGCUGGAGAUAGCGGCGAUGCAUCAAUUGAGAUGAGGGAAUUCCGUACCGACAGGGAUUACUUUAAUGAGCGUUUGGAAGAUGCAGCUAGACAAGUCCUGAAAUCUCUUGAAGACUUUACAAAACGAUACGGAAACCAAGAAAGCAGAAGAUAGAUGCAUUGUUGUUUUAGUGAAAAACUAAAAAAAAACGAGUUCCCUGUUUAAGUUUAAAACUAAAAUUAUUUAUUUAAAAUAAUUAUUUAUUUAGAUUACUAUUAUUUGUUAGUUUUAUAACUUCAACAUUUUUGUUUCAACUUAUAAGACAAAAUACAAAACUAUUUAAUUGCAGCGUGUAAA
Eupeodes corollae is the source of this 1147-nucleotide messenger RNA. RefSeq lists its product as uncharacterized. Bases 272 to 964 code for a protein of 230 amino acids. The transcript has a single exon. The record is from RefSeq and is a predicted model, not a curated record. Lineage: Eukaryota; Metazoa; Arthropoda; Insecta; Diptera; Syrphidae.